This is a messenger RNA of Epinephelus moara (kelp grouper), 1450 nucleotides long. RefSeq lists its product as uncharacterized. The transcript has 8 exons. The coding region runs from base 41 to 1450 and encodes 469 amino acids. The record is from RefSeq and is a predicted model, not a curated record. Lineage: Eukaryota; Metazoa; Chordata; Actinopteri; Perciformes; Serranidae.
GCUACGCUGUCCAACGGUAGCUACUAGCUAGCAGCCAACAAUGAGUUGUUUUAAGAAUAAAAAACAUAGAUUAACUUUUCAACACGUGAAAAUGUCCAGUUUACAUUGUUGUGUUCCCAAGUGUACCCGGGAUUCUCGUCUUAAUUCGGAAAUAAGUUUCCACACGUUUCCUAAAGAUCCCGAGGUGCGAAAACAGUGGCUGAUCAAAAUAAGACGCUACGAGUUCUCUCCAACGCCUGCCACUCGUGUCUGUGGCAAGCAUUUUCUGUCGGGAGAUAUUGAGGUGGGACCUGGGGGGAAGAAAAGAUACCUAAGGAAAGGAGCUAUACCUGUUCUCUUUGAAUGGAAUGACACGCUCCCCACACCAAGACUGGACCAGACAGACUCACACUCCGACUCGGACAUGGUAACGUUACCCUAUGAUCAUGAUUACUGUGCAACUCCCAAAACAGCAGUGAUGGCAGAUGAGAUGAGAGGUGAGAUGUUCACUGCGCUUGAAGAGAAGGAUGAGGAGAUCCGACCGCUGCAGCACAAAGCAGAGGCUCUACAGCUGCGAACGCGUUGUUGCCUAGACCGCUAUGCAGGCUCAGACGAGCAUAUUCGCCUCUACACCAGGUUUGCCUCCUAUAAGCACUUGAUGGACUUUUGGAAAUUGGUGGAAUCUGCCUCUGCCAGCUGCUCUGAUUUCUCUCUAUCAACAACGAAACUUCCUCCCAUUGAUGAACUGCUGUUGUUCCUCAUGUACGUGUCAACGGGCCAGUCUCAAAUGGAACUAGCUGAACGGUUUGACAUUCACCGCUCAACAGUUAGCAGGAUUAUAGCCACGUGGACCCACUUCCUGUACCAGCUGCUUGGAAGCCAGCGUCUAUGGAUGCCACGUGAAGCUGUGAGAGCACACCUUCCGCCAGAGUUUGCUGGUUACCAGGAUACCCAAGUAAUACUUGACUGUACCGAAAUACGCAUCCAGGCCCCAUCCUCUCUUCUGCUUCAGAGUGAGGUCUUUUCAUCGUACAAGUCUCACCCAACCCUGAAGGCCAUGAUUGGCAUGGCUCCCCAUGGUGCGGUUACAUUUGUCUCUGGCCUGUAUGCAGGAUCCAGGAGUGAUAAAGAGAUUUUCAAACUGUCUGGCAUCACCAAUCUGCUCACACCAGACAUGGCCAUCAUGGUGGAUAAAGGGUUUCUUAUAGAGAACGUGGCUCCAUGCAAGGUGUACCGGCCUGCUUUUUGCUCCAGGAAUGCCAAGAUGAGUCGAGAGGAUGUCAUUAAGACUCAGUCCAUUGCACAUCUUCGCGUGCACGUAGAACGCUGCGUUCGACGCCUUAAAGAGAACAAACUGUUCGACACCAGCAUACAACUGUCGGUGUGUGGAAGCAUUGAGGAGCUCUUCAGUGUGGCUUGCUUCCUUGUCAACUAUCAAAAUGGACCAUUGGUGAAGGAAUGGGCAACUUGA